This is a messenger RNA of Drosophila ananassae, 5195 nucleotides long. It is a transcript of the gene cnn, whose product is annotated as centrosomin. Gene Ontology annotation, cellular component: microtubule organizing center. The record is from RefSeq and is a predicted model, not a curated record. The transcript is spliced from 10 exons. The coding region runs from base 128 to 4390 and encodes 1420 amino acids. NCBI's taxonomy places the organism in Eukaryota, Metazoa, Arthropoda, Insecta, Diptera, Drosophilidae.
GAACAGCUGUCGAAGCGCGCUUCAUUUUCCAAUUGUUCGCGUCCUUACGAAAUUGUUAUUUAAAGUAUUGUUUUUUGUGAAUUGUUUAGAAUUGUCUUAAACAAGGUGUAUUAGGAAAGUAAAACGCAUGGACCAAUCAAAACAGGUUCUGCGGGACUAUUGCGGCGAUGGCAAUGGAACCUGCACAUCGUCCUUGAGGGAGAUAACCUUGAUCGAAACCGUGACCAGCUUCCUGGAAGAGAAUGGCGCAGCAGAAAUUGACAGGAAGGUGCUCCGCAAACUGGCCGAGGCUCUGUCCAAGAGCAUAGACGACACCAGUCCAGGGGCUUUGCAAGAUGUCACCAUGGAGAAUUCAUAUGCCAGUUUUGAUCCAUCUCGACCACCAGGUGGCAGCCACUCGCCGAUGGCUGUCCAGGGUCGAUCGGUGCGUGAACUGGAGGAACAAAUGUCGACGCUUCGGAAGGAAAACUUCAAUCUGAAGCUGCGCAUCUACUUUAUGGAGGAAGGCCAGCCAGGUGCCCGUUCCAAUCACAACGGCGAAUCCGCAUCCAAGCAGCUGAUUGAGUCAAAGAUUGAGGUCGAGGUGCUGCGCAAAACGGUGGAGGAGAAGACGGAGCUCUUGAAGGAUGCCGCCAGGGCCAUUUCCCAUCACGAGGAGAUACAGCGCAAGGCGGAUAUGGAAAGUCAGGCCAUGAUUGAUCAUCUGCAGGAACAAAUACGCGGCUAUCAGGCUGCAUCUAGAGCUGGCAACCCAAGUGCUGUGAUUGACGCUGAGAAGCUCAGGCGGCUGGAGCAAGAGAUCCAGAGGCUGGAGAACGAACUGCUGGAGGGCGAUAUGCGUCACACGGCAGCUAAGAGUCAGUUGGAAUUCGCGCUGGCCGAGCGCCUGGACUCACUGAUGGCCUGCGAGGCCAAGAUCGAGGAGCUCGCCAUCAAGAAUGCCGAGCUGGUGGAACGCCUCCAAAAGGAUACAGAAUCCAGCGAAGCGGCCAAUGAGACCAUUGUGAAGCUAAGGGCCGAACUAGGGGGUUGCCAUGAUGAGAACGGACGGCUGACGAACGCCGUCAGUGCGGCGGAGACGGAGCUAAAGCGUCAGAACAAUUCGAUCAGGGAGGCCACCGAUACGCUGGACGUCCAGCGAAAGGCCAUCCAGUUAAUGGAAGGCAAUAUCAAGCACAAAGAUGCCAAUUACAGCCGCCUGUUGGGAAGUGUAUUGGAUUAUGAGGCGCUGAUAGCCAAGCAGACCACUGAGAUGGAUUCGUUGCGACAGGAGAUUCAAUACUACCGCGAUCUCACCGAAAAUCUGCAGCAGAAGGUGCAAAUGCAGCGGCUCGAACGCGUGGCCAUUGUGCAGCCGAUGCGCACGGUGGCGGAUGCCGGGUGUCUUAUGUGGCAGACGGGGCCCUGUACGCGAAAGUCUUUGCCAGUGGAGUGCCGCCCAGGUGAUCUUUUCUUCCGACCCGGAUGCCCAGCUCCUAAACACCAAUCAUCGUCCACAGCAGCAGCAGCAGCAGCGUCAAACGCAUCAGCAACAACCUCAGCCAUUGCAACAGCUUCCAGUGAACAGGCAACCGACCCAUCUACCAACGAGCAUCCACAGCAGCCGGAGGCAGCGAUACCCCGGUGGACAUGCGGCGCUCCUAACUGUUGCUGCACCCAGCACGGCCUUUUACAAUUACUCGCUGCCAAGUUUGACUGGGUUCCGGCAGUUCCUUUGGCGAUGGGGCACCUCGCCCUCAAACUGACCCUUUUGUGGGUGCGAUUGCACACCUGCCUGUUGAGCACCGGAACUCCGAUCUAUGCUAAGCGAGAACUGAACGCCCAGUUGGCCGACAGGAUGUGCGAGCUGCAGGAUGCCCAAGAGAAGCUGAAGGAGCGAGAGCGCAUCCACGAGCAGGCCUGUCGCACCAUCCAGAAGUUGAUGCAGAAGCUGAGCAGCCAAGAGAAGGAGAUCAAGCGGCUUAAUCAGCAGCAGAAGGAGCAGUCGGUUAACAAGGAGAACGACACCGCCAAAUCGAUUGCUUCGCCCUCAUCAACUGGCCGAUCCCUGAGCGACAACGAGGUCUGUUCCCCGGACAUCUCUUCGAGCUUGAAGGAUCGUUACGAGCUUAAGAUUUCCGAGCAGGAGGAACUAAUCAAGCAGCUGAAAGCAGAGGUUAAAAAGAAGACGACCAACCUGCAGAACCUGGUGAACAGAGAGCUUUGGGAGAAGAACCGUGAGGUGGAGCGCCUCACCAAGCUUCUGGCGAACCAACAAAAGUCGCUUCCUCAGAUCGGUGAGGAGUCCUCCGGUGAAGCUGUCGCGGAUCUCCAGCAGUCAUUCUCUGAGGCAGACUACUUGCGUGCGGUGGAACGCAACAAGCUGCUGCAACGUAAGGUGGACGUACUCUUCCAGCGGCUGACCGAUGAUCAACAGAAUUCCGCUGUUAUAAGCCAACUGCGUAUGGAGCUCAAGAAAGCCCACGCGGAUGUGGAGAGUGCGGACAAGUGGCGCCUGGAGUGCGCCGACGUUUGCGGUGUGCUGACCAAUCGCCUGGAGGAACUGGCCGGUUUCCUCAACUCCCUGCUGAAGCACAAGGAUGUGCUAGGGGUGCUUGCCGCAGAUCGUCGUCACGCCAUGCGAAAGGCCGUGGAUCGCAGUCUGGAUCUGUCCAAGAGCCUCAACAUGACUCUUAACAUCACGGGCACCUCCCUGGCCGACCAGAGUCUGGCCCAGCUGUGCAAUCUCUCCGAGAUUCUGUACACCGAAGGUGACCUUAGUCAAAAGACUUUCAAUUCCCACGAAGAGAUCCAUGCCGCCAGUUCAAUGAGUCCAACAAUGGAGAACUUGAAGGCGGAGAACAAGGCUCUCAAGCGGGAACUGGAGAAGCGACGCUCCACCGAUGGUCAACAGCAGCUGCGCAAGGAGCGCCGUUCGCUGCCGCUUCCCAGCCAGCAGUUGGACAACCACAGCGAGUCAGAGGCUUGGUCGGAGCCAGAUCGCAAGGUUUCCUUGGCGCGCAUCGGCUUGGAGGAGAACUCCAAUAGCUUGGCGGCACCCGAGCAGCCUGGCAGUGAGUCCGAAAGCGAAGGACGCGCCUGCUCGACUCGCCAAGACCGAAGCCGCAACAGCGAGCGCAUCGCUCAGCUGGAGGAGCAAAUCGCCCAGAAGGACGAACGAAUGCUUAACGUGCAGUGCCAACUAGUGGAUCUGGACAACCGAUACAAACAAGAGCAACUGCGCUGCAUGGAACUCACCCAGCAACUGGAGCAGCUUCGAGCCAUCAACGAAGCUCUCAAAGCAGAUCUGCAAGCCAUUGGAACCCACGAGGACCAGCGAAUGGUGGAGCUACAGAAGCUGCUGGAGGUUAAGAGUCAGCAGAUCGAUCAGUUGAAGCUCGCCCAAAGUACUUUGACAGCCGAUGCCCAAAUAACCGAUAUGGAGCUACAAGCGGCACAGCAGCAGAUCCACGAGAUGGAGCAACAAUACUCUGAGUCGGUGGAUCAGUUGCAGACCCAGCUGGAGAAGCACAAGGUGGAGGCAAUUGAACAGCUCGAGGAGCACGAGCGCCUGCACCAGGAGGCCCUCGAACGCGACUGGGUGGCACUGAGCACCUAUCAGGAGCAGGCUCAACAGUUGCUGGAGUUGCAGCGUUCCCUAGACUACCACCAGGAGAACGAGAAGGAGCUGAAGCAGACUCUGGUGGAGAAUGAGCUGGCCACACGGGCUCUCAAGAAACAGCUAGACGAAAGCACUCUGCAGGCCUCCAAGGCGGUGAUGGAGCGCACCAAGGCCUACAACGACAAGCUGCAGUUGGAGAAGCGCUCCGAGGAACUGAAACAGCAGCUGGAGGCUCUCAAGGAGGAGCAACGCAACCUUCAGCAGCAGCAGAAGCGCUCCAACAGCAGCGAUGUCUCCCAAUCAGGGUAUACCUCCGAGGAGGUGGCCGUGCCUAUGGGUGCGGGGGCUCUUGGAGCUGCCCAAGCGGGUGCCGCUUCCAAUCCAGCUGCCGCUGCUGUGGUGGCCCAGAGGCUGAACAAUUCAUCCCCGGAUUUGGGAAUAGAAAGUGAUGCAGGACGCAUUUCCAGCGUGGAACUGUCCAAUGCCCAGCGAGCACUGCUCAAGACAGUGGAACUUACGAGCGAGAAGACCAAGUCAGAAGAAAAUGCUUCUCCAGAGGGAAAGGGCACUGUUACCACCACAGACCACGACUGUGCCAAGGUAGAUCUUGAAAAUGCCGAACUGAGGCGCAAACUAAUCCGCACCAAGCGCGCAUUCGAAGACACCUACGAAAAACUGCGUCUGGCUAACAAAGCAAAAGCACAAGUCGAGAAAGACAUCAAAAAUCAAAUACUAAAAACGCACAACGUCCUGCGAAAUGUUCGCUCAAACAUGGAAAAUGAGUUAUAACAAUUGAAACGACGUCCAGCAUAUCAGUCAGCAUUAACCUGAGAGGCCAUCAUUAUCCACAUCCUGAUUUGCUAAUAUACCUUACUUCCACUGUUCUUGCCAUUUUCAUUUUAAUAUUUUUUUUGUCAGUCAACUUUGUAUUUUGUUACUCGCGUUACUAACUUAAUUUAUUGUCCAAUCAUUGUGUUUGUAGCGGAACGUAAACAACGAAGGUUUUAAUACGGAAUAUACCCAUGCAUUUUCUGAAGACUGUUUUAGGGAAUUAAAACCAGCACACCAAUGUGCGUUGAAUCAAUUAACGAAAUAUCACACCUAUUCUUAGCACCAUCGCAUAAAGUUAACAAUGAAACAGUGUGCUGACAAACUGUAUCUAAUCAUGAUCUAAUUACCUGUCGCCAUCAUUCAUAUUGAAUGACAUAUGUAUAUUAGACUGUAUAUAUAUAUAUCCUCUUAGUACCUAAACUUUAAUCCAUAUUCUGUUAGCAUACUCCCACAACACAUUUGUCCAUUUAACAUUAAUUUUUUUUGUAACUACCGUCUCCCGUGCACGUGCUGCUUGUUUAAUUUAUUAACUUACUGCUCAACUGCUCUGAAUCCCUGAUUUCAGUUUAUCAUCGAAACGGAUAUUGAAAUAAUUGUUUGAUUUACCCACCACGAUCCAUGGUUUAACCACGUUGCCAUCCAAAAGCCCCCUUGUACAAUGUGUAAAAAGUAGUGUGCGGUGUCCGGAGAACCAAGACCUAGAACUUAAGACAUUUGUAUUUUGUCGUUUAAUGAAUAAAACAUUUAGUUAGAAUUAAAUAUA